GUACGUCUUGCCGUUUACUUUAUACUUGUCUUGGUGGGAAUGAACUAGACAGAAGAGGCUGGCUACAACUAUGAAUAACAAUACACAGGCUGAAAAGGUGCUGGAGCAAAUAGAGAUGGAGGUGAGGAUGAGGGAUGGAGCCAGCAGACUGCUUGCAGCCUGUUCCCAGAGAGAACAGGCUCUAGAGGCGUCCAAAAACCUCGUGAGCUGCAACAGCCGCAUACUAGCCCUGCUCAGCCAGCUGCAGAAGAUGCGGAGAGACCAGGUCCUGCAACGCACAAGACAUGGCGGCAGCUUAUCUGAUGAUCUAAUUCCGUGUUUUGGAAAGCUAGCCAUAUCUGAUCUGCGAAUUCCUCUGAUGUGGAAAGACUCGGAAUACUUUAAAAACAAGGGAGAACUGCAUCGCUGUGCCUUCUUCUGUCUGCUUCAGUGUGACUCUCAGAUCUUGACUACUGACCUGCAGAUAGUAGACAGAACCUUGACUGAUAUCUGCUUUGAAGACACAUUUACUUUUGAUGAGGCUGGCCCUGGCUUCAUGCUGAGAUUAGAGUUGUACAGCAGUUGUCUGGCUGAGGAGGGCUCUCUGGGCACCAGGCGAGGCAGUCUUGGAGUCACAGCAAUGGGAAAUUUUUCAGGAAAGAAGCUUCGUGCUGCUCUUGAGUCUGCUGCUGUUUGUGGAUCCAACCCUAAUGGAAAAACAUCAACAGUGAUCUCAGACCCCUCAACACUGGAACCCAAGUUCAGCUUGUUGGCCCAUGUUACUCUGAAACUCAAAAAUGUUCACGAUGGUUUCAAGACACAUGACUUGUCUCUCGUAGCAACUGAGGAGAGCUCUUUCUGGUUGCCUCUGUAUGGUAACAUCUGCUGUCGCUUAGUGGCUCAGCCUCAGUGCAUGUUGACACCAACUUUAUGUGGCCAACUGAAGGUUAAGACGAGCAAUGACGGUUGGGAAAAUGUCUAUGGUGUCCUCCAGGGGAGUAGUCUUGUCUGCUAUCACAGUGAAGAGCAGAAAUCUGGCCCAUUACUUGUAAUCCCUAUUAGGAAGGAUACUUUCAUUUGUAUACCAGAGCAGAAUCUUGGCUCUCCACAGAGCUUAAUGAUCAGCAUAAAAACAGACAGAGAAGAUGAAGUCUACACAGUCGCAGCUGAUGACACACAACGCUGGGCUAAAGCUCUCAGGCAACACCUCCACAGCAUGGGUCAGUGGCAGCAGUGUUGUACUGAACUUAUGAAACUCAGCGUGUCUUUUGCACCAAAAUCUGCAGCAGUUCAGCAAGGGUCACUAUUUCAUGAAAUAGUGACCCCAUUAACACCCAAAGAAGGGCCUGCGGCAUCAGAUCUGUCAGCGGAUUUGCACAAUUUGCUUGCAUCCUAUUACAAAAAAAGCUGUUAAGAAGCAUACACAAUCGUUGAUUGUGAAGUGAAGUUUCAACUCUUCCCCAGCACUAACUACAGGUCUGAGAUGAUAACGAUAUGAAGCUCACAAAAUCAGAUGUACUAUUAAACUCUUAAACUCUUAAAUGAAUGUACUAAUAAUAAAGUUUGUUUAGACAUUAUUAUGAUAAUUCAUGUCCAUAUAUUAAUAUGAAUAUGAAUUAAAAACAUACUUCUGAACUAAACAAACACAGCAAAAUAUUUCAUGGAGCUAAAUGUAUAACUAACUUUAAUAGAUCUAUGAAGCUUUAUAUUAUAGAAAGGAUUUGUCCCCAAUGGUAAUGUGGAUGUCUUUUUGUUCAUCAGUCUCAAAUAGAAAUGUUAAACUUUCAUGUUCAGUUCAUAUUUUGCUAAUCAUUUCUUUUUGCAAAGUAGUCUAACAUGCUCUUUAAAUUUAGAAAGGAUUAUCGAUUUGCAUGUCAUCAUUAAAUCACUGUCAUGGGUGUGUCAAUGCCAGUGGCCAAUGCCACACCUAGAUUCCUGGCAACGUGCUUAAAUAUGGGAAUAAAAACAACAUAAUACUAACAAAAGA
Boleophthalmus pectinirostris (great blue-spotted mudskipper) is the source of this 1966-nucleotide messenger RNA. Its product is annotated as rhotekin-like. Bases 71 to 1393 code for a protein of 440 amino acids. The transcript is spliced from 13 exons. The record is from RefSeq and is a predicted model, not a curated record. Lineage: Eukaryota; Metazoa; Chordata; Actinopteri; Gobiiformes; Gobiidae. Gene Ontology annotation, biological process: signal transduction; septin ring organization; mitotic cytokinesis. Gene Ontology annotation, cellular component: actomyosin contractile ring.